This is a messenger RNA of Phyllostomus hastatus (greater spear-nosed bat), 1800 nucleotides long. It is a transcript of the gene CD83, whose product is annotated as CD83 molecule. NCBI's taxonomy places the organism in Eukaryota, Metazoa, Chordata, Mammalia, Chiroptera, Phyllostomidae. Bases 190 to 792 code for a protein of 200 amino acids. The transcript has 5 exons. The record is from RefSeq and is a predicted model, not a curated record.
GCGCAGAUCGCGGGCGCUGGGGCGGGCGUGGGGGCGCCCUGGCGGUUGCUGGCUGAGGAAAGGCACGCCUGCCGCUUCCGCCACUCGCUGGGGAUUCCCCCUGAGCGGGCGCCGGGGGAAGUCCCUGUGGGCGCCGGUAAAAGGGCGCCGCGCGGCACCAGCGCGCCACAGACCCUCAAUCUCCCAGCCAUGUCGCGCGGCCUCCAGCUCCUGCUCCUGGGCUGUGCCUGCAGCCUGGCGGCAGCAGCGCAGGAACUAAAGGUGGCAUGUUCCGAGAAUGUGGACUUGCCUUGCACCGCCCCGCGGAACCCGUGGGUCCCCUACACGGUGUCCUGGACUAAGCUUACGGAGGGCGGGGAAGAGACGAUAGAGGUGCCCCAGGAAGACCUGCAGACCUAUCACCAGACGGAGCAGAAGGGCCCCCUUGAGGCCCCCAGCCAAGGGCCGUAUUCCCUGAAGAUCCGAAAUGCCACCAGCUGCAGCUCGGGGACAUACAGAUGCACUCUAGAGGGGCCAGGAGGGCAGAGAAACCAAAGUGGCACAGUGACCUUGAGAGUGACAGGAUGCCAUAAGGAGCGCAAAGAAGAGACUUUUAAGAAGUACAGAGCUGAGAUUGUACUGCUGUUGGCUUUGGUGGUUUUUUACAUAACACUCAUCGUUUUCACUUGUUUUGCACGACAGACUGUUUUUCCAGAGUUUUCUAAACCUGGCAUGGAACGAGUUUUUCUCCCAGUCGUCUCCCCAAGCAAGCCUGUGGAGCUGGUGACUCUUCCCAAGACAGAGCUGGUGUGAGCAGGAUUUCUGCAGGUCGUUUUCCCUACAGUCGAAGGCUCAGUGGUGUGCCUUCACGUCACACAGGACACAGGAAGCGUGUGCCCUUACCAAAGAUGGCAGCCUUCCUGUGAAGUCCCCCACCUGACUGAAACAUCUGAAGGGGAUCCCACUGUACUCUUUGUGACCAGGGUGUGGAAAACCAUCACGUGGCCGCACAGCGUGGGGCCGCCGUGCGGGGUGCUCUCCAGUGCUGCUCCUUCACCGCCACCUGCUCAGCGUUCUGCUCAGCUGUCUGGUCAACCUCUUUGACAUUUUUUUCAGUUAUAUGAAAGCUAUGGUGAGAUGCAGUUGGAAAAGGGUCUUGGGAAGUAUGAAUCUCCAGAGCUGGCCCUGUGACAGACUCCUCAGGACAGCUGCACAUCUGGGAAAUGUCUCUUUGAAUUUUCUGUGUUUUCUUGGACUAGCCCAGAUGCUUUAUGUCUGGGAGAAAUGGACAGGCCAUGCUGAGAGACAGUGGGAAAUAUUUGGCAAAUAAUUUUCUGCUGUGAAGGCUCUGCUAUUACUAAGGAGUAUUAUGUGUGCGUAGCAAUAACAGGUCAGUGACCUGUUCCUCAACAGGGCCUUUUCAUCUGGGAAAGGCAUCUACAAAGAAGCAAUAAAGAAGAACGAUACUUUUAUUUUUAUAUCUCCAUAUAUGCUUUUCAAAGAAGGACAUGUGUUUUUUCUCCUUUGGAAACUGUAUCCGCAGUCAGAUACUGUUGCUGACUGAUGAGAAGCGCGACCGUGGCGAGUGAGAGGCACCAGGGAGGUGACCGUGGGACGGGAUCUGCUUCCUGCCCCGGGGAAGUCGGGGGCAGCCAUGCCGUGGGGCGCAAGCCCCAGCAGCCCCACUGCCUGUAUGACCGUGGGCCAGGUCCUGUGGUUUCUGCUCUCUCGGUUGUAAGCCAGAAGGCUGUUGUAUGAGUUGACUGAAAUAAUGUGUGUGAAGAUGCCCUGAAAAAGUAUAAAGCACUAUACAAAUUGGAA